Lytechinus variegatus (green sea urchin) is the source of this 585-nucleotide messenger RNA. RefSeq lists its product as uncharacterized. The record is from RefSeq and is a predicted model, not a curated record. NCBI's taxonomy places the organism in Eukaryota, Metazoa, Echinodermata, Echinoidea, Temnopleuroida, Toxopneustidae. The transcript is spliced from 5 exons. Bases 1 to 585 code for a protein of 194 amino acids.
AUGAUGAUUAUUGAGACUCUUGUUCUCUACGAGGAUCUCAGUGAACAUCCAUCUGCAUCACGUGAUCUCGCUCACUUCAUCUGUAAGAUGAAUCAUCUGAAGAACCUCACACUCUAUGGUUAUCAUCAUGAUGACUUCUACUCAACAUCAUCGUCGAAGGCAUCAACUACAAAGAUUGAGACUCUUGUUCUCAACGAUUAUCUCAGUGAACGUCCAUCUGCAUCACGUGAUCUCGCUCAGUUCAUCUGUAAGAUGAAUCAUCUGAAGAACCUCACACUCAAAGGACAUCAUCAUGAUGACUUCUACUCAACAUCAUCGUCGAUGGCAUCAACUGCAAAGAUUGAGACUCUUGUUCUCGAUGAGGAUCUCAGUGAACGUCCGUCUGCAUCACGUGAUUUCGCUCAGUUCAUCUGUAAGAUGAAUCAUCUGAAGAACCUCACACUCAAUGGUUUUCAUCAUGAUGACUUCUACUCAACAUCAUUGUCGAUGGCAUCAACUACAAAGGUAAUAUAUAUUAAUAAACGGGAUGAUAAUUUCCUAAAUGAGAGGUAUGAUGUUGUAAGAAACACGCAUAAAGGAAAGUAA